This is a messenger RNA of Soboliphyme baturini, 657 nucleotides long. The record is from the annotation of a GenBank genome assembly. NCBI's taxonomy places the organism in Eukaryota, Metazoa, Nematoda, Enoplea, Dioctophymatida, Soboliphymatidae.
AUGAAUUUCGAAUACAUUGCAACGAGCAUACCGGGACCAGGCUCAGACGCGAACGACUUUCAGUUAACCUACGAUGGUUGUAGUUGCAGCGGCGCGUGCCGGUCCAAUCGAAAUUGUGAAUGUCUGAGAUUCGAUAACAAUUACGAGGGGGAUCGGCUGAAAUACUUAAAUCCUUCUUAUGUGGUGUUGGAGUGUGGUUCAAAUUGCGCUUGCAAUAAUUCAAUUGAGCUUUGCACAAACCGGCUUGUUCAGAAUGGAAUUCGAGUACCAUUGGAUUGUGGACAAUUUGUCUGUGAAUAUGCUGGCGAAAUAAUUAGUGUUGACGAGGCAAGGCAGCGAUAUCGAUCGAUUUUUCCUGAUGGGUCGAACUAUAUUUUUAUUCUUCGAGAGUAUUUUUCAGGAAGUGAAUCGCCAUGCGUUACAUGUAUUGAUCCAAGAAGAAAAGGCAAUCUUGGUCGCUUUGUUAAUCAUUCUUGCAUGCCAAACCUUCUCAUGGUGCCUGUGCGCUAUGAUGUUCAGAUUCCACAUUUUGGUCUGUUUGCUAAUCGUCGUAUACAAGCUGGUGAAGAGCUAAGUUACAGUUACGGAGAAUUAAAACAAUGUUUCUGCGGCAGUGAAAGUUGUUGUGGCUUUCUUCCGUAUGAUCCGCUGUUAUAA